AUGCAUUGUAUCCCUGUAACACUCCCAGUGCAGGAUCCCCUGUGUGGCCUGUGUGCAGCCCCGGAUCAGGUCCCCAGCCAGGGCUGUCUCUUUGCAGGGCUGAGCAGUGCUGCAGGCAGCCCGGGGACCCUGAGACAGAGCCGCGGCCUCCUCACUGCACACACUCAGCAGCUGCAGCAGCCGCACACAGGGCGCCUCAUCCAGGGUAUGUGCACCGCGGACACAGCCAGUGUGGCAAAUGAAAGGAAAACCUGUCUUGCAGAAAAAAAAAAGUGCACGCAUUCAUCUGAGCUAGCUUGUGCAUCUUGCCUGUAAGCUGGAGGCCUGGGAGAGAGGAGAGAGCGUGGCAGGCGAGGGACACACAGAAGACAGCUGUAAUGGAUGAGCACAAGACACAAACAAUGGCUUCCUCGCCUCAAAGGAUGGACCUCUAACAUAUUCCACCUUGGAGAGAUCUGGUUACUUCCCAUAGCAGGAAAUCAGCUGCCCUGUCUGACGCUAAGUACGCUGGCCGGCCCCAGACCACAGCUGGCUUUGUAAUAGCUUCAAUCAAGAAAAAUGGAGGACAGUAGUGAAAAUGUGCCCAGGUUUUCAGUGUGAAACUGGGCUCCUCAGAAUAAGGAAGGCCCUUUGAGCCUUGGGGAUUUUUACACUGGUCCAACAUGAGGGGCAUCUCCUGCACCUGGGCAUCUGUCAUCGUCCCGGCUGAUAGAAACGACUGCUGUCCAUCUGUCAAGAUUCACUAAACGGACCAAUAUGUACAGAGAGGACAGCGGGUAAUCACACUACGAUGCAGCACUGUAAGCAGUGACAUGGCACGAAGUUACUCCCAACUUUGAAUGCUAAAAGCACGUACCAACUCUAAGGGGUAGAUUCAUCUCCGAGCGUGGUCCUGCCGGAGCCUCGCGUAAUGUGCGGUUUUACGGAUUGAAUGACUACUAACGUGUGAUCAUGGGAGAUAUGAAGACCCCGGACUUUGAUGACCUUCUGGCAGCCUUCGACAUUCCUGACAUGGUGGAUCCAAAAGCAGCUAUUGAGUCUGGACAUGAUGAUCACGAUAGUCACAUCAAGCAGAACAACCAAGGAGAUGAUGAUGCUCAUGUGCCUUCAUCUUCUGAUGUUGGCGUAAGUGUUAUAGUCAAGAACAUAAGAACCAUUGACUCUACUGAGGCAUCUGAGAAAGAUGGGCAUCACUCCGCUGGUAACGGCUUACACAAUGGCUUUCUUACCAUCUCCAAUCUUGAACGUUUCAACAAAGAAGGACUGAAAUCCUUCAAAGAAAAAGCUUUGGUAUCUGGCACUGUCCUUAAAGAAUCUGUUUUUAACCAGUUCAGUCCUAUUUCCAGCGCUGAAGAGUUUGAUGAUGAUGAAAAAAUUGAAGUGGAUGAUCCUCCCGAUCGACGAGACCUGAGCAGAAAUUUUGGCUCUAAUAUUUUAACGGGAUCAAUUUCUCAGCAUCCCUAUGAACGGGACAAAGUGCAGGUGAUGGAACAAUUGCUUAAGUCUGGAACACCUGUUUCUGGCAGCGUGGACAAGAGCAAAGAGUGCCAGAAAGACUUUGAGACUGGUACAGCUAGUUUAAAUGUCUAUGACGCCUUUAAAGGGAAAAAACUGGAUGAAAAGCUGAAAGAAAGCGCUCAGAGACUCCUGGAGAGCAGAAUUAUUGAUGGGAAACUAGAACCAGACAAAACUGACGUCAACGGAGUCAGCAUGUCCCAGCUGAAGUUAAAGACCUCUGCAAAACUUUCUUCAUGUAUUGCUGCAAUUGCUGCUCUCAGUGCUAAGAAAGUAGCCUAUGGCCCUAAGGAUGUUCAAAGCAAUACAGAGGAGUCAUCACAGGUGCCAAAAGACAUUAGUGAUUCAUUGACAAACGUUAAGUCUCCCGAUGCCCAGUUGACCAUUCAAAAUCUCAUUGACAGUACAAAAAAGACCCCAUUGAAGCAACCCGAUAGUCCAAGGAGUGUGUCCAGUGAGAAUAGCAGCAAAGGUUCUCCAUCGUCUGGUGGUUCGACCCCAGCUAUUCCAAAAGUAAGAAUUAAGACCAUCAAGACAUCAUCUGGAGAAAUCAAGAGAACGGUCACUAGGGUUUUACCUGACUUUGAAGCUGAUGGGACAAAACAACCUUCUGAUCAAACAUCCUCUUUGCUAGUGUCCUCACUUUUGUCAUCGCCUGCAUCUGCCGCAGCUGUGCUUUCAUCACCAAGAUCCUCUGUACAGACAAGUGUUGCCAAUAAUGCCGUUGCUUCAACAGAUGUUACUCCGAAACAGGUCACCAUCAAACCCGUGGCCACCGCAUUCCUUCCUGUAUCUGCGGUAAAAACGGCAGGCUCGCAAGUCAUAAACUUGAAGUUUGGUAAUAAUACUACAGUUAAAGCCACAGUGAUUUCUGCUGCCUCUGUCCAAAGUGCCAGUAGUGCCAUCAUCAAGGCUGCCAAUGCGAUUCAACAGCAGACGGUGGUGGUUCCAGCUUCGAGUCUUGCCAACGCUAAACUUGUGCCAAAGACGGUGCAUUUUGCCAAUCUCAACCUCUUGCCUCAAGGUUCUCAAACUACUACCGAGCUUCGUCAAGUGUUAACUAAAACCCAACAGCAAAUCAAGCAAACUCUUAUAUCGACCGCUGCGGUGAUGCCGGCCAAAAAGGUGUCCAGAGUCCAAGUGAUGGCUUCCUCGCAAAGCUCUGUGGUGGAGGCUUUUAAUAAGGUGCUGAGUAGUAUUAAUCCAGUUCCAGUAUAUGUCCCCAACCUUAGUCCGCCAACCAAUGCAGGGAUUACCUUGCCUGCACGUGGAUACAAGUGUUUAGAAUGCGGGGACGCAUUUGCUCUUGAAAAGAGCCUUUUACAACAUUACGACCGCCGGAGUGUACGUAUAGAAGUCACCUGCAACCACUGCAAGAAGAAUUUAGUUUUUUAUAAUAAGUGCAGCCUUCUGUCUCAUGCACGUGCACAUAAAGAAAAAGGUGUGGUGAUGCAGUGUUCUCACCUCAUCCUAAAGCCAGUCCCAGUAGAUCAGAUGAUAACAUCCUCUCAGAACAGUGGUUCCACGCCAUCAGCUUCAGCUCCUCGGCCAAGCCCUGCAACGGUGGUGGCACACACAGUAUCUAAGGUGCAGACUGGAACGUUGGCUCCAGUGAUUUCGGCUCCCGUGAGCGCUCCCAUUACACCGGCUAUGCCUCUGGACGAAGAUUCUUCCAAGUUAUGCCGGCAUAGCCUGAAGUGCUUGGAAUGUUCGGAAGUUUUCCUAGAUGAAACCGCCCUAGCGACACACUUUCAGCAAGCUGUGGAUAUAAGCGGACAAAGGACGUGUAGCAUAUGUAUGAUGCUUCUGCCGAACCAGUGCAGCUUUACCUGUCACCUGCGCAUCCAUCAGCACCGAUCCCCCUACACUUGUCCCGAGUGCGGCGCAAUCUGCAGAUCCGCCCAUUUCCAGACACACGUCACCAAGAACUGCCUGCACUACACGCGCAGGAUCGGCUUCAGGUGUAUGCACUGCAAUGUGGUAUAUUCAGAGAUGGCUGCGCUAAAGUGCCACAUUCAAGGAUCCCAUUGUGAAAUGUUCUACAAAUGCCCCAUCUGUCCUAUGGCAUUUAAAUCGGCACCCAGCACCCAUUCUCAUGCAUACACUCAGCACCCAGGGGUGAAGAUUGGAGAACCCAAAAUUAUCUACAAAUGCUCAAUGUGUGACACCGUCUUUACCAUGCAGCCCCUGCUUUACCGCCACUUCGAUCACCACCUGGAGCACCAGAAAGUGUCCGUAUUCAAGUGUCCGGACUGCUCGCUCUUGUACGCACAGAAGCAGCUGAUGAUGGACCACAUAAAGUCCAUGCAUGGGACACUGAAGAGCAUUGAGGGUCCCCCUAAACUUGGUACCACUUUACCUCUGAGCACCAAGCCCACCACCCAGAACUCCACCAGUCCCAUCAAGGAGGAAGCAAAGCAUGUCAAUGGGACCAAGAAACCGGAAAAAGAAGAGGCCGCUCCUGAGAAGAGGACAAGCCGGGGGGUCAGGAAAAGCUCAAAGCCAGGCUGGACCUGCUGGGAGUGUGAUCAGCUCUUCAACCAGAGAGACUUGUACAUAACACACAUGAGAAAGGAGCAUGGGAAACACAUGAAGAAGCACCCGUGUCGGCAGUGUGACAAAUCGUUUACCUCAUCGCACAGUCUGUGUCGGCACAACCGCAUCAAACACAAAGGCAUCCGCAAAGUUUACACCUGCACGCAUUGCCCUGAUUCUAAGCGGGCUUUCACUAAGCGCUUAAUGUUAGAGAAACACAUUCAGCUCAUGCACGGCAUCAAGGAGCCGGAAGGGAAAGACGGAGGAGUAACAAAGACCAUGGAGACUUCAGAGGUGAAAGAAGUAAAAAAGGAGCCUACGCCAAAGCGAAAAAUGGUAGAGGAGACUGUUCGCGAGUUCCGAUCGCCAAAGGGAACAAUUACUCAGCCGCUGAAGAAACUGAAGAUCAACGUCUUCAAAGUCCACAAAUGUGCGGUCUGCGGCUUCACCACCGAAAACCUCCUGCAGUUUCACGAGCACAUACCCCAGCACAGGUCAGAUGGGUCCUCGUACCAGUGCCAAGAAUGCGGCCUUUGCUACACGUCGCAUGUCUCCCUCUCCAGGCACCUCUUCAUUGUUCAUAAGCUCAAGGAACCGCAGGCAUCGGCCAAGCAGAACGGUUCUGGAGAGGACAAUCAACAAGAAAACGAACUGAGAGUUGGGAGUAAGGCAGUGGGCAAUGCGACCUCAGACAAGACGUGCAAAGUCUGCGCAAAGACGUUCGAAACUGAAGCUGCCUUAAACACUCACAUGAGGACUCACGGCAUGGCGUUCAUCAAAUCUAAAAGGAUGACCUCUGUGGAGAAAUGACUUGACUGUGCGUCGGCUCCACAGAGAUAUAGAUCUCUGGGAAAGACUCAGUGUUUUACUUGUGGAAAAAAAAACUGGAGAGGGCCGAAGGAAUGCUACGACCUUGUGGGAAAGAUUUAGUUCUAUCAUAUAAUCUGCCUUUAAGAUACUUUUACAGUGCACCAUAAAGCAGUGUUCCAUGUAAAACGCGUCGUAACAGAUGUAUAUAUAGAAUACUUUUUUGAUACUCUUGACUGUAUCAAUGAAGAAAUUUUUCUUUUUUUAUACUGUAUUAUCUCAUAGGUGAGAAGGAUAUUUAACCACUGCCAGUCUGCUUUCCGUGAUAGAUGAACAUUGGCAGUAUACAGGUGGUACAGAUAGGUGCCGCUUAGGCUAUUUCUGAAUGCUUCAGAAAGAUAUAUGAAUGGGCAUAGUUAUAUAUACCGGGGCUAGAGAUAAUCUGGGGGAUGUUAUGGCAACUGGUGCACACUAAAAGAGUUCUGUAACCCACGGCAACUAGUCACAUUCUGUCACUUUUCUAAUGGCGUUUACGAAUUGCGAGGAAACAUGCAAUUGCACUUUUGGCCAGUACACAAUUUGUUUUUUUAUUUUAUUAAUAUCCCUGAUUGAUCACAUGUCACAGAGAUGUAAAAGUGGUUCUGUUUUGCUCUGUGGUGCUGUAAAGAUAUGAUGUGUAACUAUAUUCACAUACGGCAUUACAUUCAUUCCUGUAAUGUGGGCACUAUGGCGUCAGUGUUAGAGCCGGGUAGUCUGAAACAACUCGCAACCUGUAAAGUAGCAAAACAUUUUAGGUGCCAUUGCCUGGGCAUGGGAAUCAGGCCAGCCUGACUUUUGCGUUAAGUGACUUUUUCCUCAAUAAUAAGAGCAGACUCCAUUUACAAUGACAAUUGGAGCAUGCUGACAUGUUUGGCUGUACCGUGUGCUCCCCCGUUUCUGUAUUACAGUUCCGUUUUUAGGGUGCAGCCUUUGACCAAUAAGAAGCCACAAGCUUCUUCUAAGGGAAAAAAAAAAAUCUGUAUUCACCUCCCCUGACUGAAUGUGAUUUAUUGCUGAGGAGGUGCAGAAAAUGGUUACGGAUAUUUUGUUUUUGCUGCAAAAUUGUUCUCUUUAUGUUUUCAGUGGAGGAGGGGGGGGGGGAGGGGGUCUCACUUUCCAAAGUAUUAUUUCUAUUACUGCAUUUAUGCCAGUACAGGCCACGGGUUACUGUAAUAUGCUUUUUUUUGUAAACAGGUAUAGUCUACCUAUUUAUAUAUUGGUGGUUCCACCUACUCUUCUAAUUUGGCCAGGGUCCGUUCACUCAUCUCAACAAAGUGCUUUACGUCUCAAUGCAGCUCUGUUGCAGAGUAUUACUUCUCAGCGCUCUUAAGCUGCUCCCACCAUUUUAGGACAGUGUCUUUAGGGUCUGUUGAAGCACACAAAAAACUCAGACUGCAGUUAUUAUAGCUGCUGUGACAUCACUGACCUUCCCUGCCAAUCCGUACGCUGCGUUUCUGCCGAGCAAUUGUGCAUCCCUUUCAGUCUGUGUUAGACACACCGAACUUAAAAACUUGAAAAAUCUGGAUUAUAUUGUGUCUGGCAGGUCUAGGGACACUAGACAGUCAGAGGUAAAUUUCUGGGCUACCUCGCAAAUAAUGACCUACUAAACCUGACGCUGGAUGGUCUCUUUAAACUGGUACCCAGCUAUCAACCCUGCAUGACCCCCCCCCCCCCCCUCUAGAAACCAUCCUUAAUGCAUAAGCCACAUGUACUAGCAACAAAGACUAAUGUAGGGUUAUGCUCAAGUCCACUGUAAUUGCUCCCUUUGCCCGUUUGCCUGCAUGGAGCGAAAUGCGUAAUGCCAACAUCAUAUGGAGCAAGCACAGUUCAUAAACACACAAAUGCGCGCUCUGCAAGAGGGCCCAUGUACCACUCCAAAUCAGCCCCAAAAUCACGAGACUUCAAUACAAAGGAGUCACCAGUAGAAUAGGGUGUAAAAAGAUAAUUAAGUAACUUUUUAAUAUUAAAACAUAAAUAUGUGUUGGAUGCUGACUGUGCCUUGACUAAGGAGUUGCUCCAACUUUCUGCUAGAAUUUGUGCCGGCGGUGGAACGGCAGCUGUUGCAACAGCCUAGAGUGCACGGAGGUAGGGGUGGGUGGGUGUUGACAAUGUGGCAUGUUCUCCCUCUCCCCGAGAUCUCAGAUUUUUUGGGAGCAGUACAGAUGUAUCUUCUGAGCACAUUACGGGAGGUUGAGGUACACUACAGCAAUUUUGCUGUAAUGCACUGUUCUGCCCCUGUAUUGUGCUAUUAGCGAGCAGUCCUGGGUAACAUUACAGAUUCACACAGGCAGCAUACUGGUAGGUUUAUACAAAGAAGCAGAGUCAGUGAUGUUACAGUAAGCCAAACUGACACGCCGUGCUUUACAAUAUAACUUGUUUUUCCUUAUGUAUCAGAUCCUAUUACAGCUUUGUGUUACAGAUGUGGCAUGUGGCUUCAUCACCCUGCAAUGAAAGGGAGAACAAUGCCUCAUUCCCACUUUACAAAGCCGCAGUGCAGUGUUAGAGCAACGCAACGCAUUUCACCAUCAUGGUCCAUGUAUCAUCAUUUCAAUUCUGGACUCAAGUUGCUCUUUAAAGAUCACUAGGGAUUUAAAUAAGACAGAAGACAUUGGUACAGAAUGCCAUUUAUUUGCUGUCUUUAAAAAGAAAACACAAGAAUAUUCAAAAUUUCUUGAGAUUCGCAGUGUACGUCCGCCAACGUGUAACCAAGACACAACCCUGAGAUGAAAAGUGUAUCUCAGUCUUAUUCAAAAAGGGAAUCUGUAGCUAGAAUUGUCCUCGAUGUUCAGAUUUUAUAUGCAUUUUUAAUGGUCCAUGGGGGCCAGACCAAUGUUGAAUGUGUGUACAGCCAAAUACCUCAUAAAAAAUGUAAUGUUUGCCCAUUUGUCUUUUAAAAAACAAAUAAUUCUGUCUACUUUAAUUGUAGGAUAUGCACUCCAGAAGGCAGGUAACGGGCGAGCAGUCAGAAUUGUAGGGAGGGAACAUUAGUAUAACUGUCGUUACACGUAACAAUCGGAACUGAUUCAUGUCAAACACACACAACUGUUCUCGGGGUCCCUACUUUCAUUUGCACAGUUAUGUGAUGCUAUAACUUAUUAUAAUAUGUAAGAUUUAGGACACAGGAUAGGUAGAGUAUUGUCCCUUUUCAUACAAAUCUUUUUCUCUGUGAGACUUCUAGGAUCUAAUUUUAUUUGUUCGUUUUUUGUUUGUUUCAUUUUAUAUCAAUUGUGUAUCCAUAUGUUUAUUUUGUAUUAAUUUUAUAUAUAUAUAAAUAUAUAUAUUUUUUUCUGUAAAUAUUUAAAGUGCAUGAAUACUUUCUGUGGUUGUCCAGGUAAGAGGUCUUGCUGCUGUCAUGUUGUUACUAUAUUCAUAAAUAUAUAUACUUUGUGUCUUUGUGACUGUAUUAAACACAUUUCACAUGUACGUAAAUAAAAGUGGAGUAUUUGACUGAU
This is a messenger RNA of Pseudophryne corroboree (corroboree frog), 8348 nucleotides long. It is a transcript of the gene ZNF532, whose product is annotated as zinc finger protein 532. The coding region runs from base 952 to 4860 and encodes 1302 amino acids. The transcript has 12 exons. Lineage: Eukaryota; Metazoa; Chordata; Amphibia; Anura; Myobatrachidae. The record is from RefSeq and is a predicted model, not a curated record.